This is a messenger RNA of Rhipicephalus sanguineus (brown dog tick), 3181 nucleotides long. RefSeq names its product transmembrane protein 184C. Gene Ontology annotation, biological process: transport. The transcript is spliced from 9 exons. Lineage: Eukaryota; Metazoa; Arthropoda; Arachnida; Ixodida; Ixodidae. Gene Ontology annotation, molecular function: transporter activity. The record is from RefSeq and is a predicted model, not a curated record. The coding region runs from base 317 to 1429 and encodes 370 amino acids.
CGGUGGCUUACAGCUGUGUAUGCCGCAAGUUCCGUGACUUCUGUGUUCUUUUGUUUUAGGUCUCGCAGUGCCGCUGCUGCCUGCAGUAUCCGUCUGUAACUGUUAGUAAUGGUUCGUGCGAUAAAUUGUCCCUGUAGUGCGAACAAAAGAGUGCCGUACGUGGUCUGUGGAUUGCAGGCAGCGAGCUAACGGGUGACUGCGUCGUCGCAUUUGGGUGGUGUUGCCAGUUAUGCGUCAUUCCGACCACUCACUUCUAUUUAGCGAUACUAGUUCGUUUUUAUUGUGCAAGACGUAAGAAAAGAACGCCGAUAACGCCAUGCCCUUUUCCUGGUGUCUCUCAAGAUGGAAACUGUGGAUACAGUUCGUCGUAGCCCUGGCCUACGGGCUUGUGAUCCUUGUUGUGGUGCCACUUAUCAGCGUCCAGCUUAUGAACAAAGGUGCCAGUGCAGACGUUCAGGCCUGGUUUAGCAGUGGCGUUUUUGUUCUCUUGACUCUUCCCAUAACUUUCUGGGAAAUAAUCCAGCACAUACUAAACUACACGAAGCCACACCUUCAGAAGCACAUAAUUCGGAUCCUAUGGAUGGUACCAAUCUAUUCGCUCAACUGCUGGCUUGCCCUCACAUGGCCAAAGACUGGAAUAUACCUUGACACAAUUAGGGAGUGCUAUGAGGCUUAUGUGAUAUACAACUUCAUGGUGUUCCUGUUGAACUUUCUGCACCGAGAGCUGGAGAUGGAACUGUCUAUGGAUGAGCACAGGCCAUCUGUGAAGCACAUUUUUCCACUCUGCUUUCUACGGCCCUGCCCAGGGGGCUUGCGCUUCAUAAGUUCCUGUCGACAUGGUAUUCUUCAAUACACUGUAAUCCGACCAAUCACGACAGCACUGGCACUAAUUACUGAAAUGUUUGGGAAAUAUGGAGAAGGAAAGUUUGAUCUCGGAUAUUCAUACCCAUAUAUAGUGGUUAUAAACAACAUAUCACAGUUUGUCGCUAUGUACAGCUUAGUCUUGUUUUACAAGGCCUACAGGAAUGAACUGACACCAAUGUCUCCAAUACCGAAAUUCCUGUGCAUCAAAGCUGUAGUGUUCUUUUCUUUCUUCCAAUCGGUGAUCAUCUCACUGUUGAUAUACACGGGCUUAGUGUCCCCCUCUUUCUUUAGUGAGAAAGGAACUGCUGGUGAUGUGAACAGAGGUCUUCAGGACUUCCUGAUCUGCAUAGAGAUGUUUGUGGCCGCGGUUGCCCACUACUUUGCCUUCUCGCACGUCCCAUACGUGGACCCACAUGCACGGCCCAUCCCCUGCUGCCUGUCGUUCAUGGCCAUGUGGGACGUGUCCGACGUGACGCAGGACGUGUCUGACCAUAUUAGACAUGUCGGUAAGGCGGGCUACUCCCUGCUGCCUCUCAUUCAUGGCCGCGCGGGACCUCUGACCUGACACAGGAUGUAUGAAAGGCCGUGCUAGCCAUGGCGGCAACACUGUAAAGAAUACAGUGCAACGCAGGCCAGACUACUUCAGCGAGAGGAAGCUUCUCCUAGGAAGCUUUUCAGAUGACACCUGCAUUCCAGUGAAUGAACCUGGCGACUUCCUGAAUGACAGGCCUUCUCGGAGUGGGUAUCUGAGCAUUGCAGGCAGCUCUACGAACGCGCACGUGACUUAGGUGCCCUUUUUUUGCUAAAGUCGGAGAUUGGUUAUUGUGUAAUGAUGGAUUUGUCAGCUGCCUGCCAUGGUCUUGAUGGUUGUGCUUGAAGCAUCUGAGAGGAUACUGGUAUAGGUCGCACUGUCAGAGCUGCCCCCCCCCCCCCCAUUUUUUUUUUCUUAUAAAGCCUACCCAACACUUGAGGAAACUGCGUUAGCUUGCUGCCUUCUUCUGCCAUGCAGAUUUUCUUGUAUCUAAAGAGAUUAGCCUUUAGUAUGACCACAGCUUUAAUCUUUAUUUUUUCUUGUUGCCAUUCGCAUUUGAUUGAGUUUUUGCGAGUACAUGUAUACUCGCGGACAACUUUUCUUGGCAAUGAAGGAAAGGCUACGGGAGCGGAGCUACUGCACAUGUACUGCUCCGCGAAGUAGUCCGGUUGGCGCGCAUUUCGAAUUUAGUCUUCGUUAGUGAACCUUCGAUAUCUCCUGUGACGGCCAUUUGUUUAUUCGAGCGGCCGUCACAGGCUUAGACAGCUGUUUGUUAGUGAAAUUUGUCACAAACUCCCUCGGCGAGUCGUCGGAAAAGCUGGAGGGUGACGAGCGCUCACCUGAAGACGAAGACGCCAUUUUGACUGUGAGGUGCACGUAAAAGGUGCGACGUUUUUACAGGUGCAAAAACGCGAAAUGACACUGCAUAAAGCAAAACAAAUAUAAAUACCUCCUUGGUGCGCGCUGACCCUCUUUUCAAACAGCGCCCCGUAGAAAAUAAAGUAAUGUUCUUUUUAUUCUCACGUAGAAAACACGGACGCAAUUGUGGGACUAUAUUCUUCAGCGGUAGCACACGCGUAGUUCGGCUCUGUAGCCUUCCCUUCAUUUCCAAGAAAAGUUGUCCGCAAGUAUAGUGCUGCUAGGUUCCGAUCUAUUUCUUCGUUUCUGCUCAGUUAUUAUUGUGCAGCUAUUGUACAUAUUGUUGUAGGUUUCUCUAAGCAAUUCUAAAGUGUUUGUAUGUGUGCAAGUGGGAUGGUAAUAUACAGUUUAUCUUGCAGUUCACCAAAGCCCUUUUUAUGAAAUACUAGCGACAUGAACACUGGUAUGCUCUUAUACUGUGUGCGUGCUGUUCUUUUACCAUUGUAAGUUCAUGCAACAAAGCACCCUAUGUGAUUAGCAUCAGCUGGUUUGAGCUGUACGUCUAACGAACUUCGUGCAGUGUGCAGCACUGGCCGUAUACAGCCUGCUUGGUUUUAUUUUGUUGGAUGAUUUAUGUUAUGUUUUACUGUUAUAUUUUUAGCAGACUUUUACUUAGGAAAACAGUCCUGGCCACUAUGAUCUGCUCUGUUGGUACAUUUUUGCAAUCGCGAAGACGUCACUUUCUAAUGUGAUCUGUUAAUUUUAUUGCUGGCAUCUCUAGUCAUUCCAAAAUGACCAUGACGCUGUUUAUAUGGCAUUACUGUUCUAAACAUUUGUAAGGAGUGCCUUAUUCAGACACUUGUGUGAAUGCUUGUCACGUAAUCGUUUCUUCAAUGUGGAAAAUAAAAUUAUUCAAUCUUUGUGGUA